GGCUCAGCCCGGCGGUGGGGGGGCCGUGCCCGGGGAAGGCCGGGGGCAGCCCCUCCGGGCGGGGACCGGGAAGCGCAGGAGCCGCCCUAUCGGGGCCGCCGGGAUUGCGGAGCCGCGGGCAGUGCGGGGAGGAGGGGAGAGGGGGGGAGCCAGUCGGGUGUCCCGGGGCGGCGGGGAGCGGGGCAGCGCCGAGGCCACCGCUGCAGUUUCCCCGGUGGCACCGGGAACACGGAGCGUGGACGUGGGGGCACCGGGGGAACACUGCGGGACACCUGCGGGCCCGCCCCGCCCCGCCCUGCAGCACGCGGAUCCGUUCCCGUCCCGUCCCACCGGGUCCCGAGAGCGGAUCCGCGCGGUGCGGUGCCCUGCGAGGAGGGGCACAGGUGUGUUCGGAACCGUCCGCGGGGCCACCGGGCGCGGAGCCACCAGGAACUGCCCCGGGUUUUCCUGCCCGUCCCGUCGGGGCGCGGGGCCGGAGCGGGUGCGGCGGGGCGCAGCACGGGGACCCCGGCCCGGUAUCGGUUCUGCUUUCGGGAGAGGCGGCGAUUUCGCAGUAACGGGGGGCGGGUGCCACCUGCCCCGGGGAUUCCCCACCUGCCGCCGCCCCAUAAAAGCCGAUGGCUCCGCCGGUGGCGGCACUGACCCGAUCCGACCCGCCCCGCCAUGUCCCCGCUCCGUCGCCUCCUGCUCGCCCUCUGCCUCCCGGCGAUGCUGCUGCCGCCCGCGGUCCCGUUCCCGGCUCCGAGCACCGACUGGGCCGCCUGCAGGGACCUCUCCCAGCGGCUGUCGCGACUGUUGGGGACGAUGAAGGAGUCGCACCGGGUGCUGCAUGGAGUCCAUCUGGGUGGAGAGGAGGACUCCGAGGGGGACUGUGCCCCCCGCAUCCGCUGCAGCGACGCCUGCGAUCCCUCCACGCUGGACAUGAACAACACGCACUGCCUGCAGCGGAUCCUGCAGGGGCUGCAGCACUACCGGGCCGUGCUGGGCUCCGACAUCUUCGCCUCACGCCCGCAGCCGGAGCUGAAGGCGGUGCUGGAGGGGCUGCUGGGUCUCGUGCAGGUCCCCGUCCAUUCCUGCCAGCCCCCCCCGACCCCCCCCACAGCCUCCUGGGCCCGGCCGCUGCUGCAGCACGAUGCACUCGAGCGGCUCCGCUCCUUCACCGCCGUCAUGAGCCGCGUCUUUACCCACAGCGCCAGCGCCCGCUGACCCUCCCCUGGCCCCCCACCCCCCCCAGUUAUUUAUUUUCUAUUUAUGUGCCACACUCCCUAUUUAUAUGGGGUAUUUAUGGGUUUCU
Messenger RNA from Numida meleagris (helmeted guineafowl), 1294 nucleotides. It is a transcript of the gene IL23A, whose product is annotated as interleukin 23 subunit alpha. Gene Ontology annotation, biological process: immune response; positive regulation of T-helper 17 cell lineage commitment; positive regulation of T cell proliferation. Gene Ontology annotation, cellular component: interleukin-23 complex; extracellular region. Gene Ontology annotation, molecular function: cytokine activity. The transcript is spliced from 4 exons. NCBI's taxonomy places the organism in Eukaryota, Metazoa, Chordata, Aves, Galliformes, Numididae. The record is from RefSeq and is a predicted model, not a curated record. The coding region runs from base 664 to 1206 and encodes 180 amino acids.